This is a messenger RNA of Formica exsecta, 3976 nucleotides long. Its product is annotated as nucleolar protein 4-like. The record is from RefSeq and is a predicted model, not a curated record. NCBI's taxonomy places the organism in Eukaryota, Metazoa, Arthropoda, Insecta, Hymenoptera, Formicidae.
CCGUGAGCGUUCGUAAUGCGAGGACAGUCUGUGAUCACAUCAGCGAGCGCGGAGCAGUCUCACCUCUCGCUUUAAACGACACAGAGAGCGAGCGAACACGCAGGCGACAAUCGUGCGGUCGAUUUUCCUGAUUCUCGGAAAGCGAGCAAGAUCGGACGACCAGAGCGCGGAGGCUUUCUCGGCUCAUCUUUUUACGAUCGAGCCGUCAGACGGGCGCCCGUUCUAACUUCUAAACACGAGGAUACGGAACGUGCAACGAGGAUCGGCAACUUCCGAAUUUAGAUUCCGUUCUUCUCUUCACUUUUGUGGAAGAAUUCGAUACGAAUUCGUUCGAACGGAGUUGAACGAUUCGGAUGACGUGUGUUCGAUCCGAGUGAUCCAGAGUUCGGAACGAAUCAGCUGAUCGCGAUACCGUUUCAUCGGUUUAAUGGACUUUGUGGAGCUGCCUUGUGCGCGCCUCUUGCAUCGUCACGAAAGAGAAACAGAAACAGUAAUACGGACAACUGAGUAAGACGCGCGUGUGAGAGGUGUAAGUGAAAGAAAGGGGAUAUAACAUAAAAAAACGGUGAAAGAAAAACAGACUUUUCUCAGUUUGAAGUGUUGAGACAUUCUUCCAGUUGUUCCGGUAGCGCGCGGGCUUGUUUUAAUUUCGCGCGGCACCGACACCUGCUACAACUGCAACAACUGCGCGGAGGGGGGAAGGGUUUUAUCGCGGAACUUUCGUGGCGCCGCUGUGUACCGUGUGGUGUGCGCGGGGUGAGAGCUUGAAGUUUGCGAGCGUAAGGUGGGACGGAGUGCAACCGUGCGCGCGCGCGUGCGGGAUAAAGAAAGAGAGAGACAGGGAGUAAGAGAAAGACAAAAACGAAACACGAUACUCCGAGAAAGUUUACUCGCGACGUGCCGGUCGCGCUAGAGAACACCUCAUUCUCUAUAUGCGAGAGUAGGAUCGUACCACGCGCCAGAAGAAGCCGUCAGGCGGAAGCGAAGAAAGGAGACAGAAGAGGAAACGACGGGAACGGUAGGGACGAGAAAGAGAGUGCGUCACCGCGUGCAUUCGUCUAUCGUUGUCACUCUCGCGCUCCCCCCGCCUUUGUGUUCCUCGUGAUUGUCGCCGUGCCUUCGCCUAUGGCUUUUCAGAAGCAGAGAAAAACAGACGGAAUAGCGAAGGAUAGAGAGACAGGAGGACAGAGGCGGACAGGCCGAUAGAGACCGUCGAGGCAGAUAUUUCUCACUAAGGGGGAACAGAGGGGGCAUCCCGGCAAACUGAGUAUGUCCGCCAAGCGAAAGUCCACUGCCAUCAUGCAGCACCACAAGGAAAACAUCUCGACCCCGGAGCCAGCCGACAUAUCCGAGGAUGAUCACUAUCCAAUUUCGGCAGGCUCGCUUAUGAAAGACCCGGAUAAGCUGAAGUUGAUGCUGCUCGCAUGGAAUUAUAAUCUUCAGGCGCAGGCACAGGUCCAGGCACAGGCAAACGCCCUCUCGCCAAAUAACUCUUCGACUACCACAGCUACCACCGUUGGCACACCUGUCACCAGCCAAUCAGCUAUUUCCACGGCAAACAACACCAUUAACAACUCCACACUCACAGAUUCCCGAAACGGUUCUUCGGAAUUGGUGGACAUGCCAGCGGGAACCGUACCGAGUUUAGGCGCCGUGGCGGGCGUUGGCGGCGAGGACAUGGCUUCCUUGUGGGCAUCUUACACCAUGGGUUACAAGAAAACGUCCCCGCCGGCGUCGUCGGCGACGCCCUCGCGAUCGGAUCGCGAUCGGGAGUCCAGUCCGCCCGGCGGCGAGGGGACGGGAAGCGCCCACGAUGAAACCAGCAGUAGUGGCAAUAAAGAAGAUGAAGACGAUGAUGACAUGGAUGUAGACGAAGGACUAGACCCAAGACAUCACGAUCCGGAACGUCUCAAGGCGUUCAACAUGUUCGUGAGGCUGUUCGUCGACGAAAACCUCGACCGUAUCGUGCCGAUCUCGAAGCAACCCAAGGAGAAGAUACAGGCAAUCAUCGACAGUUGCACGAGACAGUUCCCUGAGUUCGCCGAAAGGGCUAGGAAAAGGAUUCGAACGUACCUGAAGAGCUGUCGGAGGAACAAACGCGGCAGAGAGGGUCCUUGGGACACCGCGAGACCCACGCCAGCACACUUGACCUCCGUGCAGGCCGAGCAGAUUCUGGCAAUCGCCUGCGAAAACGAGAGCGACAACGCGAAACGCAUGAGAGUCGGUCUAGAGCCUGUGUCGCAGCCUAUGCCAACUCUUCCGGCCGCAACGCAAACGGACGUUCGAUCAAGUUUGGAGCACUUCUCAAGCACGCCGAUUAAAUCACUUCCGGGUAAGAGAGAGGACACCCCCCCGGCAUCGCUAACGUCCCUGACACCUUCUCUUUCCUCCACGCCGCUGUCACUCGCAUCCGCGUCAAAGUUGCUCACGCCAACGGACAACAAGAGUCUCAUGAGCCAGGCGACGAUAGUCAGUUCAUCGACGGUGAAUGGUGUCGCCAGUGGCGGUGCACCGACAGCCAUGUACAGACCUAACUUUAGCCAGGCGUUCCAGCGCGCCGGGCCUACAACGGUACCGCCGACCCUCUCAGCCGGGCUCUACCCGACCCAAAGUUUCACAUCGGGCCUACUGAGCAACGGUACACAAAGACCGACGGACCUUAGCAUGAAGAACACGAAGCCACUGCUAAGUCACAAGUUGAACGCGACGGAAAUGACCGCGGUGAGGCAACUGAUAACUGGAUAUCGGGAAUCUGCCGCCUUUUUGCUCAGAUCCGCUGACGAGCUGGAGCAACUGUUGCUCCAGCAACCAUAGAGCUACAUUUAUAUGACCAGCGCUCAGCCGCUUGGCUCAUAAUCACAAUAGUUGACGGGAAAGCGAUGCGAGUAUUGAUGUACCAACAUGCUAUGGACACUGCGAGCUCUAUUUGCUCAUCGAGAGUAACGUUGGAGAUUCAACGUAGAUUCAUUGAUAGUUCUUCAAGGGCGUUUGUACUCUGUCGGCAAUGCGACUUUUCUUAUAAACUUACCCUCUGUUGCAAAGUGAUCUACUUGCGCUAAACGGAUCGAUUCGAUCUAACAAAACGAGAGUGCAAAAUUAUAUUUAAACGAUAAACUAGUUUGAUAUUAAUUAGAGAAAUUAAUCGAAAUUACUUCAUAAUGGACAAAGAGAUUUCUUUGACGAAAAGAUAAAGGUCGAGUUUGAAAUCGCGAUGCAAGGCUCAUAUUGCUAGAAAAGAAUGAUCUUUAUGCGGAUGUAUCAUAAUUUGAUUAAAAGUGCCAAAUAUAAAGUUAUACAUACAUAUAAAGUUUAUAUACAAUAUAUACAAAUACAUACAUAUAUAUGUAUAUCUAUAUGUAUAUAUUUAUAUUUUUUACGCUUUUAAUCUAAUUAUGAUGAAUUUGCAUAAAGAUCGCUCUUUUCAGCAGAAGUACAGGCUUUCAAAUGACUUAUUGUUCGGAAGCUUUCCCAACGUCUUUCUUACAUUGGUGCGUGCAUCCUAAUUCACCGUAUCAUCCUUUAAGCUUAUCAAUAAUUAAGUAAACAUUUCGUAAUUCCUCUUUCUGUAUAUUAUGUUCGAAUAGUUUCCUUAAAUCUAGAAUUAGAAAUGUAUUGUGGCGACUGCGCGUAAUGAAAUAUGCAUUUUUUAUUCAUUUUAUAUUUUUAUUAAAGAGAAAAAUAGAGUUACGUGAACCUUUCAUCGGAAUUUUAGCUACGAUUUUUGUCCUCUUAUUUCAAAAAUGGCAAAAAAUAAAUCUUAUGAUGAUCUCUCUAAAAUAUAUAUCUGUUUCAGAUCAUUUUAUAUUUUUUUCUGAAUCGAUUUCUCAAAAUUCUACGUAAUCGCAAUUCUCGAUGUAAAUAGUGCAAAGAGACAAAGAAAUAACAAAGAAAUCUUCGUUUAUUGUGAAGUAAUUCCGAAAAAGAGCGAGAGAAAGAGAUUAGUUUCUUUAAUUACAUAUAUAUAUAAAAUAAAAAA